Punctularia strigosozonata HHB-11173 SS5 is the source of this 747-nucleotide messenger RNA. RefSeq names its product N-terminal nucleophile aminohydrolase. The transcript is spliced from 7 exons. Gene Ontology annotation, cellular component: proteasome core complex, alpha-subunit complex; nucleus; proteasome core complex. Lineage: Eukaryota; Fungi; Basidiomycota; Agaricomycetes; Corticiales; Punctulariaceae. Bases 1 to 747 code for a protein of 248 amino acids. The record is from RefSeq and is a predicted model, not a curated record. Gene Ontology annotation, biological process: ubiquitin-dependent protein catabolic process.
AUGACUUCUAUUGGGACGGGCUACGAUCUCUCUGCCAGCACAUACUCGCCUGAUGGCCGCAUCUUCCAGGUUGAAUACGCUAACAAAGCCGUUGAGAACUCCGGAACCGCGAUCGGGCUACGAGUGAAGGAUGGUGUAGUGCUCGCCGUCGAGAAACUCGCGCAUUCAAAGCUGCUCGUACCUGCGUCCAACAGGCGGAUACAAACCAUCGACAAGCACAUCGGCUUGGCAACGUCAGGUCUCCUCGCAGAUGGCAGGCACAUCGCUAACCGCGCGCGCGAGGAGGCUUCCAACUACCGAUCGACCUACCGGGCACCCACUACUCUGAAGGCUCUCGCCGGCCGCUUAGGCCUCUAUGUGCAGGCGUAUACGCUAUACUCGUCCGUCCGGCCCUUCGGCAUCAGCACACUCUUGGCUGCCAUCGACAAAGAUGGGCCUGCACUCUACGUUGUAGAACCCAGCGGUGUCUUCUACGGCUACCACGGCGCGGCCGUGGGAAAAGGGCGCCAGCUCGCCAAGACGGAGCUCGAGAAGCUCAAGCUCGCUGAGUUAUCCACCCGGGAGGCGGUCAUCGAGGCGGCGAGGAUCAUCCACCUCGUGCACGAUGAUGCUCAAGGGAAGGAUUUCGAGCUCGAGAUCUCAUGGAUCGGCGACGAAACCGGCGGCGUCUUCGCGCCCGUGCCGCAAGACCUCCAAGAGGAGGCCGAGCGAAAGGCGAAGGAGGCCUUGGAGGGGGAUCUCGAGUAG